UGCGCAUUUCCUGCAUUAGAGGGAGGGAGACUUGCUCGCACACCGACGGAGGGAGAAGGGACCAAGGGGGAAAAGCGGGCGGGCAGGCGGCGAGCGAGCGGCAGCCUAGAGCCGGGACGCGAGGAGCGCGGCGGGCGGGCGCCGGCGCCCAGGAGGUGGGGCCGCGCCGAGUCGCAGUCCCGGCCCCGCCGCCGCGCUGCGCACCGCCGGGUGCCGGCCUGCGCCCGGAGCCGGAGCGGCGGCCACCCCGACUCCGAGCCCGCGCGGAUGUGAGAUUCCGGGCUCCCGGCGCCUCAGGAUCGCCGACUGCAGCGCGGCGCUGCUUCGCCCAAGAGGCGGCGGCCAGGCUGGCGGUGGGGCUUGUGGAUUUUUAAAAAUUUGGCUCCGAGGAGGACCAUUUCCUCUCGACAUGCAUCCCUCCGGAUAGACUGAACAUCCCUCGGUCCAUCCCCCGCCCCGCGCGAUCAGAGGCAGGCGCUGGGUGUGAGAAGAGGAUCCGGGUUGAAAUCUGCGCCCCCGUUCUCGUCCCCGCCCCGUCCCACCGCCCCCUCGCCCUCCCGGAGUCGAAAUUUCCCGGGGAUUAUGUUUCGGAAAGGUAGGUAAGCGCCGGGCGCGGCGCUCGCCUCCCCGCAGCCGGGACCCGGAGAGCCAGCGAGGCGGCGAGACAGUCCCCGCGGCUGGCAGCGGAGCCGACAGCUCCUCGCCUCUUCUGGAGGUGCGGCUGGUGGUAGGGGGGGAGAGACUAGCUCCUAACACGGACGUUCCCCAGCUCUCCCCCCCUCCCUGUUUUCCGUUAGGAACCCGGCGAGGAAAUACAUGCACUCGCUGAGAAUCGCCCGCUCCAGGGCGCAACGCUACAAGGUGUAGGGAGAGUGUGGGGUGGGGCGAGAGGGGACCCAGGAGUCCUCGUAGCUCGGAGCGCCGGGGCGUCGGUUCUUCAUCCUGCCCACGGGGCGGACGGAGUGACCCCGGCCCCCACGCCCCGCCCCGACCAUGGUAGUGUUCAAUGGCCUUCUUAAGAUCAAAAUCUGCGAGGCCGUGAGCUUGAAGCCCACAGCCUGGUCCCUGCGCCAUGCAGUGGGACCCCGGCCACAGACUUUCCUUCUUGACCCCUACAUCGCCCUCAACGUGGACGAUUCGCGCAUCGGCCAAACGGCCACCAAGCAAAAGACCAACAGCCCGGCCUGGCACGACGAGUUUGUCACCGAUGUGUGCAAUGGGCGCAAGAUCGAGCUGGCGGUCUUCCACGAUGCCCCCAUAGGCUACGACGACUUCGUGGCCAACUGCACCAUCCAGUUUGAGGAGCUGCUGCAGAACGGGAGCCGCCACUUCGAGGACUGGAUUGAUCUGGAGCCAGAAGGCAGAGUGUAUGUGAUCAUCGAUCUUUCAGGGUCGUCGGGUGAAGCCCCUAAAGACAAUGAAGAGCGCGUGUUCAGGGAGCGCAUGCGGCCCAGGAAGCGGCAGGGGGCUGUCAGGCGCAGAGUCCACCAGGUCAACGGCCACAAGUUCAUGGCCACCUAUCUUCGGCAGCCCACCUACUGCUCCCACUGCAGAGAUUUUAUCUGGGGUGUCAUAGGAAAGCAGGGAUACCAAUGUCAAGUUUGCACUUGCGUGGUCCACAAGCGAUGCCAUGAGCUCAUAAUUACGAAGUGUGCUGGAUUAAAGAAACAGGAAACUCCUGACGAGGUGGGCUCCCAGCGGUUCAGUGUCAACAUGCCCCACAAGUUUGGUAUCCACAACUACAAGGUACCCACCUUCUGCGACCACUGUGGGUCCCUGCUCUGGGGCCUCUUGCGGCAGGGUCUGCAAUGCAAAGUCUGCAAGAUGAAUGUACACCGACGCUGUGAGACCAACGUGGCUCCCAACUGUGGCGUGGACGCCAGAGGAAUUGCCAAAGUGCUGGCUGACCUCGGUGUCACUCCAGACAAAAUCACCAACAGUGGCCAGAGGAGGAAAAAGGUAACUGGCUCAGAAGAACCUUUUCCCUUGAAUGGGAAGGGCCCCACUGAAGAGGUGUGUACUUACUGCAAUGUCUUGUCCCCCUUGGCCCUAGAAUUAAAAGAACUUGAAAACAAUAUCCGGAAGGCCUUGUCAUUUGACAACCGAGGGGAGGAACACAGGGCCACAGCAUCCACAGAUGGCCAGCUGGCGAGCCCCGGCGAGAACGGUGAAGUCCGGCAAGGCCAGGCCAAGCGCUUGGGCCUGGAUGAGUUCAACUUCAUCAAAGUGUUGGGCAAAGGCAGCUUUGGCAAGGUCUGUGGUGGCAGUAACUUGAAGUUGUUCCCUGGGCUAAAUGCAGCUCUAACAAGAGGCAGGAAGUGUUUAUUUCAGUUGUAUUGGGACCGCCUCUUUUUUGUCAUGGAGUAUGUAAACGGUGGAGAUCUCAUGUUCCAGAUUCAGCGCUCCCGAAAAUUUGAUGAGCCUCGUUCCCGGUUCUAUGCUGCAGAGGUUACGUCAGCCCUCAUGUUCCUCCACCAACAUGGAGUCAUCUACAGGGAUUUGAAACUGGACAACAUCCUUCUGGAUGCAGAAGGUCACUGCAAGCUGGCCGACUUUGGGAUGUGCAAAGAAGGGAUUCUGAAUGGUGUGACGACCACCACAUUCUGUGGGACUCCUGACUACAUCGCUCCUGAGAUCCUGCAGGAGUUGGAGUACGGCCCCUCAGUGGACUGGUGGGCCCUGGGGGUGUUGAUGUACGAGAUGAUGGCUGGGCAGCCCCCCUUCGAGGCUGACAAUGAGGACGACCUGUUUGAGUCCAUCCUCCAUGACGACGUGCUCUACCCGGUCUGGCUCAGCAAGGAGGCCGUCAGCAUCCUGAAAGCUUUCAUGACCAAGAACCCCCACAAGCGCCUGGGCUGUGUGGCAGCACAGAAUGGUGAGGACGCCAUCAAGCAGCACCCAUUCUUCAAGGAGAUCGACUGGGUGCUCCUGGAGCAGAAGAAGAUCAAGCCGCCCUUCAAACCUCGAAUUAAAACCAAAAGAGACGUCAAUAACUUUGACCAAGACUUUACCCGGGAAGAGCCGGUACUCACACUUGUGGAUGAAGCGAUUGUGAAGCAGAUCAACCAGGAGGAAUUCAAAGGCUUCUCCUACUUUGGGGAAGACCUAAUGCCCUGAGAAGCCACUCCAGGUGGAGUUGGGUGAUGCUGCAAGAAGGGUGCUGAGAUGAUGUCUGGUUUCCAGAGGCUCAGAAGGUCUUGAACUACUUCUCCCCCGCGGAGCCCCAGUCCCCUGACCACUCUCUAUUUAUUGCGUCCCCUGACCCCAGGCCAGCUCCUCCCUCCGUCUACCUGGUGACCAGAAGGCACUUUGGUCCUCGACUCAUCAAUAAUACAGAUACAUGUCAUCAGUUAGCUGGACACACGACAGGGUUUGGUCUGUUGGCAAGCCUCUUUCCACUCCUCGGGGGCUCCUGACAGUGAAUCAACUUCAGUUCUUUUACUGCAAAGGAAAACAAUAUGAAGAACGCAAACACGAAGACCCAGGCUCUGCUGUUGGACAUAGCGUCCCAACAACUCUUGCUUCUCAUCCCUCCAGCCCCUCGGCCUGCGAUCCUCUGCCUUUCUGUCCAGGAGAGGAGACCGAUGCUUCUUCAGCCUGAGGGUGGGCACCCUCAAGGCAUGCCUGUGAAGGAGAGACCCUGGGAGAUGCACAGGUUGGCAGCCUGUGUUGGUUUGCUCUGGAAUGGCUCAUUCUCGCUUGCUUUGGUGUUCGCGUUGGGGCAUGCCAAAGUUGUGGAAGCAUGUAUCUCAUGGAAGAAAGCACUCCUUACAGAAAAAGAAAUUUGAUUUUGAAGUCUAUUAACAUUUGAAAACCAUAUUCUCAAAUUUGCUUUCCAGUUGACCAAAAAAUAUAAAUUCCAGCGUUAAUACAGGUAGAUAUCCAAGGGCUAAUAUGCAAUGAGAAACCGGUUGUCCACAGUGUAUGCUCUUAAUGCUUCAGUGGCACAUUGGGCUAGGGCUGUAUGAGUUGAGAGAAAAGGAAACUUGUAGUGGUCCUCAUUACUUAAGUUCUGCUUGAACACACAGGCCACUGCACUGAUGGCCAAGGCCCUGGGGUUCCAGCAAAACUCGGCCCCCAAACUCUCUUUCCAGUUUCUUCCUAAGUUCCCAGCAUAAACUCUAUUUAUUUUCUGCAGCAGUGUGUGAUUUUGCACACUUCUACAAAAUGGUAGUACUACUGUGUUGUGGUUUUUAAACACUAAACGUGUAAAGCUGAAUAUGAAAUAUCUGCUUUUGGAACAAGCAGAACGAGGUUAAAACAUGGGUUAUGCAGAGGGCACCCAGAGACUGAAGAACAACUUGUGUGAAAACUGAUCAUGUACCCAGAGGCACUCAGAGGCUUGUUUCUGUGUGACAUGCAAUGGCAACUCAUGUGGACACUAUUUAAUGGAUGUGAUGUUACCUCCUGUAGAUAUGCUAACAGUGUUACAUUCUUUGAUUCCCAAGGGUUCUCUGUGGCUUUGUGUAUAUGUUUCCCGGAGGUCAUUUGAUUAUCUAUUUUCCUGAACUGAUUUAGCAGGGAAUGGAAUCCAUUCCAACUGUUGCACGUGGAUUUCCCAGCUGCCCCUAAAUAUAUAUACUUGUGAGUGGCAAAGUGGCACUAAUCAAGCUUUUUGCCUUUUUGUACAUUUGAGAUUUUUGUAUAUAGUGUUUGCUGCAAGGCCUGUGGAAUUAAUUCAUUGAAUUUAGAGGUAUCAACUGCUGCAUGUUCAGGCAUAUUAUAAAACUUUAGUCUAUGAAAGAAUAAUUCUAAUAAUGUCCAGGUGCAAUACUCUGUAAGUGUAUUGGUUCAAGUUACCGAGAGAUAAAGUGUGUUUGUUUCCCUUUUUUUUUGGGGGGGGGGGGGGGGGGCGGGGAGUUCUUUGUAUUGUUUAUUUCAUUUUGGUUGGUCUUAAAAGAUGUAAACAUCUAUUAAGCUAUAUUAAAUCUCACAUAUAGUUCUCCUGUGCUCUAUUAUGCCCUGAUAGAGAUGGGGAAGAGAAAGGAAUGUUUUUGAUGGUGGUUUCAAAGCUUGGACAGUGACUAGCUGGAGCCCAUAGCGAGAGUUGGUGUCCAUAUUUGCAUCUGGCUGGUCGUAGCCUUUGUUACUAAUGGUGACAUUCAGUUCUCUUUUGUUUUUAUUUUUUAAAAACUCAGGUGUAAUUAUUAUCUGUUCUUACAGUAAUUUCAAAUAUUAUGCGAUAUCAAAUUUGUGUGUUUGGCAUACCAGUGACGUGAUGAAGAACAGUAGAUUAACUUAAUUUAUCUUCGGUAACUUGACACACUAGGGAGAGAUUAUCUUCUGGAGUUGAGUACAAGCACAGAAACAUCUUCAUGGUGGCAUCAUCUCAUUUUUUAGGAAGACAUGACAAUACUGCCCAUCAUACUCAUGCAUCACUACUGCUCUCUCCCUUUCUUCUGCUUCCUUCACCAUGAUGAACUUUGAACAACCAAGCCAGCUCUAAGUGCAUCGCCAAAUGGCCUUGUCCAAGGGCUUCACGGCGUUCCCGUGUCGGUGGAGGUUGGUCCCUUCCAACCAGACAACUGGCAUUUUUGCUGGGAAGUCAAAUAAUAAUACAUUCCACCCAUCAGCUCCAGGCAGCCAGUCAACAACAGGUCGCCUGGCCCAGAGACAACCCCUGUUCGCACCCAAAUAUCCAGGCUUGAUCCGGGGCCUCCUGCUUGGAGCUGGAGCUGAUCAAGUUCUCACACGGGCAGAUUCAAAUCCCAUGGAGUCAAUAGAAAAAAGCUUGUGUGUUUCUUGAGUAUUCAUUGUUUCAUUUUAGUUUUCACACGAGUUUGGAAGCGGACACACUGUUACAUUUCUGCCAAUUCUUUCUAAUCUUUCCAGCUCUUUUUUUUUUUU
Molecule: messenger RNA, 5847 nt
Organism: Hipposideros armiger (great roundleaf bat)
Lineage: Eukaryota; Metazoa; Chordata; Mammalia; Chiroptera; Hipposideridae
Gene: PRKCE
Product: protein kinase C epsilon
Exons: 16
Coding region: 994-3117 (707 amino acids)
Biological process (GO): protein phosphorylation
Molecular function (GO): ATP binding; diacylglycerol-dependent serine/threonine kinase activity
Source: RefSeq, a predicted model, not a curated record